Messenger RNA from Scleropages formosus (Asian bonytongue), 5476 nucleotides. It is a transcript of the gene arid4a, whose product is annotated as AT-rich interactive domain 4A. Gene Ontology annotation, cellular component: nucleus. Gene Ontology annotation, molecular function: transcription cis-regulatory region binding. Gene Ontology annotation, biological process: regulation of transcription by RNA polymerase II. Lineage: Eukaryota; Metazoa; Chordata; Actinopteri; Osteoglossiformes; Osteoglossidae. The transcript is spliced from 25 exons. The coding region runs from base 297 to 4283 and encodes 1328 amino acids. The record is from RefSeq and is a predicted model, not a curated record.
AACACGAUGUUGAGAGCGCCGCUUUCAUAUCUUCCAAUCACGUGCUAGUGAAUUGUAAAAGCUAUAGAAAUGUAGGUCUCGGAGAACCAAUCGUAGCUUUUAGCCACGACCACUGGUGUUAUUGCAGCCAAUUGGGUUUCGAGAAACACCGUCUUCACUCAACAGCUUGUUAUUUCGUUUAUUGCUUUGCAAACCUGGCAAGUGGAUAAUAGUCACAUCGCCGAUGUAAGUAUGGGUUUUCUGUUUUUCAGUGCUCGGACACCCAUCGAGCUGGAAUCGUUCAAAUAGCCGCCACGAUGAAGGCAGCCGAUGAGCCUGCCUACUUGACAGUGGGGACUGAUGUCAGUGCAAAGUAUCGCGGUGCCUUCUGUGAGGCAAAAAUCAAGACUGUCAAGAGGAUGGUGAAGGUCAAGGUGGUACUUAAGGGGGACAGCACCUCACAGGUUGUUCAAGAUGAUCAAGUUAAAGGACCUUUAAGGGUAGGGUCCACAGUAGAAGUGAAGAGCCCAGAAGGUGGCCUUAGCGAGGCAGUCAUCAGCAAGCUCACCGAUGCCAGCUGGUACACUGUGGUAUUUGAUGACGGGGACGAGAGAACACUUCGGCGGACAUCUCUGUGCCUGAAAGGCGAACGACAUUUUGCUGAAAGCGAGACUUUGGACCAGUUGCCCCUUACUAACCCAGAGCACUUCGGCACGCCUGUCAUUGGGAAGAAAACAAACCGAGGGCGGAGGUCAUCGCUGCCUGUUGCGGAGGAUGAGAGAGAAUCAUCAUCCAGUGAGGAAGAAGAGGAAGACAGGCGGCGGUUAAACGAUGACCUCCUAGGCAAGGUGGCCUGUGUUCAGACAGGGAUGGAUCAAACAUCCUGGUACCUGGCCCUCGUGAUUUCACCCAGCUGCAAUGAUGAUCUGACCGUCAAAAAGGACCAAUGUUUAGUGCGAUCGUUUGCAGAUUCCAAGUUCUACACUGUAGCAAGAAAAGAGGUCUGCGAAUUGGAUGUGGACAGCAUCUCCAAGUUAGAGUUUUCCUGCAAGAAAGGAUGCGAUGAAGCUCUGCUCUUUCUCAACACGAAGACAAUACCAGAGAGUUGGAAGAUGGACAUGAGUGAGAUCCUGGAGUCGUCCAGCAGUGACGACGAGGAUGGAGAAGAUAAGGACGGUGAGGAAGAAGAAAAAGAAGCAGAUGAAGAAGAGCCGGAAAGUGAGCCAGACCCUGAGGAGAGGGACCAUUUCCUGCAGCAGCUCUAUAAGUUUAUGGAGGACAGGGGUACUCCAAUUAACAAGCCUCCUGUUCUGGGCUACAAAGAUUUGAACCUCUUCAAGCUCUUCAGGCUGGUGUACCACCAAGGCGGCUGUGACAACAUUGAAAGUGGGGCUGUGUGGAAGCAGAUCUACAUGGACCUGGGUAUUCCUGUUUUGAAUUCAGCUGCAUCCUACAAUGUAAAGACAGCCUAUAGAAAGUAUCUUUAUGGCUUUGAAGAGUAUUGCCGGUCAGCCAAUAUUCAGUUCAGGACCAUCCAUCACAAUGACCCCCGACCUCCUCCUAGGAAGGAGGAGAAUGCAGAGGUGAAGGAUGAGGCACACAAUGGGUCUCAGCAGCUUGAUGUGGAGCUGUCAAAGGAAGUGGAGGCCGAACAUGCAGUGGGAGAGGAGAAGGCCUCUGUGGAUAAAGAUGAGUCAGGCAGUGAAAGUGAGAAGGAAGAACACAAAGAGAUGCGCUCCCCCAGGGGGAGAAGAAGGUGCACAAUCACACCUCUCAAAUCAGAUGCAAAGGAGUCAGCCAAACUGGAGAAAAUAAAGGAGGAGAAGGGGCAAGAACAUGAAGAGAGGUCUGAAGAGUCCCACCAAGGGGAUGAGAAGAGCAGGCAAAGUGAGGAUGCUCCCUCUAAGAGGGGUAAACCUGAACGGCGCAGCCGCCGACUCGAGGACUCGGACAAGGAUUCGGAUGAUGAGGAGCAGGAGGAUUAUGACGAAGACAGUGAAAGAGCCAGACCUGCAGAAAGGGGUGAGAGAGAGACCGAGGAAGAUGGGGACGAAGAUUCUGAGCACUCCCUCACCGGGACAAAGGUCAAGGUGAAGUAUGGCCGUGGCAAGACGCAGAAGAUUUAUGAAGCGAACAUCAAGAGCACUGAGACUGAUGACGGCGAGGUUCUGUACUUGGUGCAUUACUACGGCUGGAAUGUGAGGUAUGAUGAGUGGGUCAAAGCAGACAGAAUAAUCUGGCCUGUUGACAAAGGAGGAACCAAAAGGAAACAGAAAAAGAAAGUGAGAAAUAAAGAAGAGGCUGAGAAGGAGGAGCGGAGCGAGAAGGAGGAGGAAAAGGAGAAGCAGUCAAAGCCAGUGGCCAAACGGGGACGCCCACCACUCAGGUCUACUCCUCCCAACGUCCCUCGCAGCGUCUCCAAGACACCCAGCAAUGAUGGCCGUUCCAGCAGCAAGGGAUCCCGCCAGGAGGCUUUAGCUGUUCCCAAUGGAGAAGGAACUCCACGUCGACGGACAAGACGAUCAUCUGGCAUGUAUGACUCCGACAGAGGAUCUAAUGAAGAGUCUGGGAACUCAUCGUCAGACAGUGACUCUGAGGGCUCCCCGGAGAAGAAACUCAUGCGGGUAGAGAACCUUGAUCCUGCAUUAGCACUGAAGGAGGAAGAAGAGGAUCAGCAAGCACAGAAGUCUUUGACUGGCAAACUGCCACCUGAAUCAGAGACUCUUGCUAGGCCUGAGGGACACCAGGUUGAGCCGCCCAUACUUCCAGGGGAUGUCCUGAAUGUAAUGGAUUCAGAGCAGCAGGCAGAGGAGGGUGUCAUGGCCCCUGACUCGCAGAAACCUUCGGAGUCACGAGAGGAAGAGAAGUCUCCCAAGCCGAAGGGUAGGAGAGGCAGGUAUAAGGAGCAAGAUUUGGAGACCUCUCCUACAAAACGGGCAGUUGCCGCACACCACAUGGAAGAGGUAUCCACUGACCUGCUCUCUUUAAGAAAGCUGGAGGAGGAGCACCGUGAGCCCCUAGAGAUCCUCUUGUCCCACUCUCAGCAGGAGCGCAAUGACUCUGACACAGACUCAGCCACCGAGGAGAUCUGCUCGGAGGACACAAAACUCCCCAAAAGCAAGUCACCUGAGGAGCGAACUCCUGAGAGGAAGGUGCGUAUUGAGAUGCGAGAAGAACCUGAGAGUGUCUCGCCUGAGAGGAGGUUGCAGUUGUUGCCGAAAGGUGAUGACCGUUUACCUGUCAAAGAGGUGGAUAUCAAACCUGAGAUGCCUGCCCUCACCAGUGAGGUGAGCAAAGCCAAAGCUGUAUUAGGAGCAGACCCUAUGGGUGAGGAGCCUGCGCUGAGUGCAGAUGAAGAGCUGAUGCCCCAGAUCGGGCUGGAGGCGCUUCUCUGCCAUGAGGUGGAUCUGGAUGACCUUGAUGAGAAAGAAAAACCCCCCAGUGAGGAACUGCUGAUAAUGAUGAGGAGCGAGGAGAGGGCCUGCCAGUUUGCACCACCCCCGGCUCUGCACCCCCACAGCAACCCCCCCUCAGUGGUGGCCCAGCAGGCUUUGUCGCCCAGCACAACCCCUAGCCCCAGUGAAUCGCAGAGCACUAAAAGUGAGAGCGACGUCACCAUUGAGGUGGACAGUGUAGCGGGCGAGGGCCUGUGCGAGAGCGAGUCGGCCAACGGCUUCGAUGCAAGCACCAGCUCCAGCAGCUCCAGUGUCGUGCUCCAGGACAGGGAUGGCAAGGACAGAGGUCAGAAACGGUCGAUGGACUGCAGUAACAGCUCAUCUGCAAAGAAGCAAAAGCGCAAUCAGAAGCACUCUAGCACAGCGUUGAAAGGCGAGAAGCCUGGGGCAGGGCACAGCAGUGACAGCGAGGAUCUGCUCGCCACAGACACCCCAAGCAAGCUUACUCCAGUGAAGCACUCCAGCAUGUCUAAGAUGCAAAAACUUCCACGAUCCCCAGCACUGGGCUCUUCCCACAGCAAGGAUGGGGACAAGGACAAGCACAGGGACAAGCACGCCUUUCUCUCCCCGCGCACGUACAAAUGGACCUUCCAGCUGACUGAAUUGGAGAAUAUGACGAGUACAGAGCGCAUCACCUUCCUGCAGGACAAACUGCAGGAAAUCAGGAAGUACUACAUGUCACUUAAGUCUGAAGUGGCUUCCAUUGAUCGCAGGCGGAAGAGGUUAAAGAAGAAGGAAAGAGAAGUGUCCCACACCGCAGCCUCCACGUCCUCAGGCUCCUCAGACACAGGCAUGAGCCCAUCCUCUGCCUCACCUGCUCAGAACACAGUGGCCGUGGAGUGCAGGUGAUAUCACGCUCUCCCCAGCUGCCCAGCACCCGUUUCUCUCUGCCUUUCCAGCAUCCAGCUGCCUCCCCGGAGACAUGAACUGAGACAGAGACUGAGACUGAGUCAGAGCAAGUGGCCAGAAACACUCAAGCACCCCCCCCCUCGCCUCGCCCACUUCUCCAGUCCAGUGUGAGGCCACGCUCACUUCCUGCACUUUCUGAACUGGUCUUGCCUCAUCCUCCUUCCACAUCCCAGUUGCCAGUUGCGUCAGGAAAGGGAUUCUGUGACAUGAAUGUAAGAAUAAAUUGGAGAUUGGUUCUCAAGCCCUUCCUGUCGUACGUCAUUUUUGCAGUUCAAGGCACUUUGUUCCUCCUUUGACAAAAGAAAACAAACUUGUCCUUUGGGUUCCAGUCGCAGGACUGGUUUGGAUGCAGUAUCGUUCCUUUUCCAUUCAUUAUAAGAAGGCAAAUGCCAGGCAAUGUGUGUGAAAUGGGUCCUUUUUGGCAAUGGUCACUGUUAUCCGGCUGGACUUGGCUUGUAAAAGGUCAAUUCUGCUCAUUUGCUCAAUCAGAACUGCCAAAGUACGCGUGUUACAGCAGAGUGCCCUAUUUUGAAAAAGUGGAACAAAUUCAGUUGCAACAGGCAAUAUAGUUCACUGAAAACCACAGUUGUUGUCUUCCUCUCCGGUAGUGUCUGAGCACAGGUGAAUUAUGCAAAACUGUUUUUUUUCUUUUUUCCAUUGUCUUUAAAAAGAAAACAAAAUGUUUACAGUGGAACAAGGGUAAAAUGUUUUCAGUGGACUAAUUUCCUCUGCAAGUGUAUUUUGUCUUUUUAUAUGUAAUUGCAGAGUUUUUAUUUUAUUAUGGGAAAUUUCAAAAAAGUAUAUAUCUCAGCCAUGAAGUUAUUUAAUGAAAGAUUUCUAGAGCUGAAAUUUUGUGUAAAAUAAAGGUAUUGUCUUGCAACUUGUGAAAUAUAUUUAUUCAGACACUGAACAUAACAUUUUUAUGUAUUUUUUACAACUAAAGCAGAUUGGUACCUUUCGCAUUCGGUUAAGACAGUGGGGAAAAUGUGAUUGGAAGAAUAUCAUAAGCUUAUCUACAAAUAAAUUUUGACAACUGUGUUGUACAUUGACUCUCCCUGACCUAUGGGCCCAAUAUAUAAAUAUAUUUUUUAAGGAUCGCCACAACUUGAUAGAUUUUUUUUUUUUUUCUUGUU